This is a messenger RNA of Podospora pseudocomata, 198 nucleotides long. RefSeq lists its product as uncharacterized. NCBI's taxonomy places the organism in Eukaryota, Fungi, Ascomycota, Sordariomycetes, Sordariales, Podosporaceae. The transcript is spliced from 3 exons. The coding region runs from base 1 to 198 and encodes 65 amino acids. The record is from RefSeq and is a predicted model, not a curated record.
AUGCAGUCUCGUUGCGUGAGCGGGGGGCCUACGGUGUUUCCCAGCCUCGCCUGGGCUGAGAAGCAAAGUCACAAUGCGUUGAAUCCCAAGAUCCGCACCUUCACUCCUUCCUGGUUGCUCUCUGCCACGUCUCGUCUUCCGGACCUGUCUGUCCUCACCACCACUGCCUCCGGUCCAUGGAGCUUUUUCGAUGGUUGA